UGCCGGCUGUGGCCCGCGUUGCCGGGAGAACGUCAGGACUUACAACAGCAAAAUGGGCCUCUCCCAGACGUCCCUCCCCCUCUUCCUCCUCCCAGAUCACAAAACAAAGGGCACCCCUUCCUGGUGGAUGUGGGGGGCAGCAGGUCUCGGGUGUCCCAUCCAGAACUUCACAGGGUCCCCUGAGGGCCCCGUGGCGGAGUCGGCGCCGCCGAGUUCCGCGGAUUCCGCCCGCAGUCUUCAGGAGGCUGGUUGAACAGAGAACAAGACCACAGGGGAGGAAUGAGAGGCUCCUAAAGGUGGAAACUUAACUGUUGGUCAGUGUACAAGAAAGUGGACAAUGGCUCACUUCAGGAGGCUGGAUAUCACCAACCUCACUGCUUUGCCAGUGGUGCCCCUGGAUGACCACCUGGCUGUUUCCCUGAUUGCGCAGAACGCACUCAAGGACGCCACGAGGAAGACUCUGAAGGACAACAUGCCCUCGUGCCUGGUCGGCUCCAUUCAGCAGGUGAACCAGAUGAUUGCUGACAUAGAUCUGAGUCCCAGCCCGCUGGUGCAUGGCCUGGCAAUUGAGAAAUAUGAGAUGGAGAAGAAGGCUUUAAAAAGAGAGCGAAGUCGCGGCGGCUUGGCAGACAGAGAAAAGAGCGAAGGAAAAUCACAGUAUAUUUGCAAGGGCUCAGAAUUCAGGAAUGUCAAAUCUUUCGUUAUCAAAAGGAAAACAGCCGAUAAAAAUCUCCUGGCAGAGCUGUACCAGUACCCAUCCUUUGACGACUCUAGGCCAAACAAUCUUCCAAAUGGGGUGGACUUCUGUGACUUGGUGGGCAACGUGAUCCUGGCUGAGAAAAACCCCCUUAGCGGCAAGUCUUUCUGUUCAGGUAGAGAAUUAGAGAAGUUUCUCUCUUCCCCGUCUCUAAGAGCUAUAUGGCUGGAUAGCUUCUGGUGGAUCUUUCAUGAAAGGUACCAGCCAAAGAAGGACGUCCAGAGCAAGCUGUUCGACCGGAUAGCCCAGAACUAUGCUUUUCUUUUGUUUUGUGAAUCCAGGACCCACUACGAAGAGGCUCUCUUAAAAAGGUUGCCAUCGCUUCUGAGUAAAGCCCUGUACACCAGCUUCUGCUGCUGCUUCCCUCAGUCCUGGUUCAACACACACGAGUUCAAGUCCGACAUCUGUAACACGAUGAGCCUGUGGAUUUCAGGUAUAUAUCCUUGCCCACACAGCUAUAACAGCUGGGACUACUCAAAACUGGAUCCAGAGAGGUUCCGGAGAGAAGAAUUAAUGUUGCAGAGAAGAAGACUGAAGGGAAGAGGCAUGUCUUUCCUCACUGCUAGGAAGUACUCCGUCUGGAAGGCCACUCAGAACAGGAGGACCUGCUAUCAUCACUCUGGUGAUACGAAUUCAACCAAUGAGAGAGCCAGUUCUGCCCAGAAGAAUUCAGUGUAUGGCCCAAAAGAGCAUACCUAUCAUCCUCCGGUUUUGAGGAAACCCACAAAACAAGUCAGGAGGAUAUCAGAAGCAAGAGAACUUGAGAAUAUGCUUCCUAAGCAGUCUUACCCUGCCUGCAAAAGCCCUCCGCUGACUCCAAACCUCUUCAACAUUUAUGGGAAGAGUCCUCUGGUUGUGUACUUUCUCCUGAACUACUCCACCCUGCAGCAGCAUGGCCAAGACCUGUUGAUGGUCAGGAGAGAAAGAACCAAGACCAUCCCUGAGUCCACCCUGACCUACGCUGAGGUCAUCAACCUGACCCUGAGCAACAUGAAGAAGCGGAGGGAAAACUUCCAGCAGCUGAACUGGCUUCACUGGAGUGAGUGGAAUUAUUUUGACGAGUACCUGAAGGAACUGCAGGACAACUUCCUCAGGGAGGUGAAGAAUAUUGAUCAAAGAGCGAAAGACAAAAAAAAGGCAAACCACAUGUUCAUCCAGGCUUCAACCUUCCUUGAGGACACUCCUGAAAAGAAAUCUAGAAGAAGUCAUCAGAGGGAGACUGAGCUUAUGUUGAGGAAGGGAAAGGAAGAGAGGGAUGGAGAAUGGAAACAGAAUUCGACUGACUCUUCCUUCUCACCAUCAAGCACUGAUGAAGUCCCUUCCGUGUAGGAACUAGGAAGCUCCUACAAAAUUUCUGACAUUCCUGCUAGUAGAACAAAAACAGGAGGAAAAGAAACUUGUGGCCAAAGACUGAGAAAUAGAAAUAAAUAUUCCCAGGAUAGGGGAAAGAUUCCACUAUAGUUUUUCCUAGGUUGAGUGAAAAGCAGGAGUGGGGAGAUUUUUCCUUAGGUCACUACAUUUACUCAUGCAUUUACUCUUUUACCCAUUAUUUUACUUAAAAUAAAAUAUUAUAGGUUAACAAUAUUAAGUGGUGGCUCAGAUGGUAAAGAAUCCACCUGCAA
Molecule: messenger RNA, 2379 nt
Organism: Cervus elaphus (red deer)
Lineage: Eukaryota; Metazoa; Chordata; Mammalia; Artiodactyla; Cervidae
Gene: FAM227A
Product: family with sequence similarity 227 member A
Exons: 17
Coding region: 338-2086 (582 amino acids)
Source: RefSeq, a predicted model, not a curated record